This is a messenger RNA of Eimeria mitis, 585 nucleotides long. RefSeq names its product SAG family member. The record is from RefSeq and is a predicted model, not a curated record. The transcript is spliced from 4 exons. Lineage: Eukaryota; Apicomplexa; Conoidasida; Eucoccidiorida; Eimeriidae. The coding region runs from base 1 to 585 and encodes 194 amino acids.
AUGGGACCCAUUUUCAGGGGAGCAGCUGCUGUUUGCCUCGUGGCGCUCUCUGGGCUACAGCCGGCGGCAGGAGAUUUGGAAUUCAGCGUCGAAAAAGCUGGCGAAGAUGCAUACACCUCCGUGAACUUGGCCCGCGUUGGUCAGAUGUCUGUACGGAUUGGAGUAUUGACGGAGAACAGCACCCUGGUUGAGGGUCUAGACGCUAAAUUACAAGCGACGGCAUCUGAACCGGAGCCAGCCGCAACGUGUGAUGACGCCAUCGCAAAAUUUAAGAAGACGAAAUUUGUCGCACAGCUCACAGGCGCUGACGACGAUAACUAUCGCCAAGCGGUGCAGGAUGCUCUUACGGCUGGACUUGAAGCGCUGCCGUCGUACCCUGAAGAUGGGGGGUGGACGACGUUCUGGACGAAACCCGACGGCGCCAACCUCGCACACCUUCUUUCGUCUAACAGUACCAAAGUUGGCUGCGCCGUAGGAACAUGCACGGAAGGAGCACAAGAGUAUCGAAAUUCACCAACAACUGUCACAUUUCUUGUUUGUCAGAUGGACCCUGCAGCGGAGGUGGACAAGGCUCCUUUCGAGUAA